Elaeis guineensis (African oil palm) is the source of this 1376-nucleotide messenger RNA. RefSeq lists its product as uncharacterized. The record is from RefSeq and is a predicted model, not a curated record. Lineage: Eukaryota; Viridiplantae; Streptophyta; Magnoliopsida; Arecales; Arecaceae.
AUUUUUCUAGUUAUCGAAAUAAUAGCCCGAUAUCCCUCCGUCGUUAUUUUCUCUCCUUCUCCGUCAUUGGCGACGUUCGAUUCCUUCUCGAUUCGGUCGCAGGUGAAUUUGGUACUGAGAAAAAUGCAGAGGGGCAGAGGUGGUAGGGACGAUUUCUUUGGGUUUGGGGAUCCGUUUGCCGGAUUUGGUGGCUUUGGGAGACCAGGGAGCCUGAUGUCCAGCUUCUUUGGUGGGAGGGAUCCCUUUGAUGAUCCUUUCUUCACUCGACCCUUCGGGAGUUUGAUGGGCCCAAGCAUGUUUGGACCCAGUAUUUUUGAUGAGCGGGGUAGUUUCUUUGGGCAGACAAGCAAUGCUGGAUUCCUGGAGCAAGCUCCCCCGCCUAAGCCGAAGGGGCCGAUUGUCGAAGAACUGUCAUCUGAUGAUGAAGAAGGAGAUGAAGAGAAGACUGAUAUGCUGAACAAAGGUAAUCCAAGAAAACAUUCUAGUUCAAAUAAAGAACCGUAUGUUCAGGAUCCUGAUGAAGAAACUGAAGAGAAGAAAAGCAAGUAUAGGCAAUAUAGGAAUGAGUUUAGCAGGCCUAGUACAUCGCAACCACAGGCUCGAACUUAUGCUUUUCAGAGCUCAACUGUGACCUAUGGUGGUCCAAGUGGAGCAUAUUAUACUUCUUCUACAUCAAGGAGAACUGGUGGUGAUGGAGUCGCUGUGGAAGAGCAUAAGGAAGCUGAUACAACUACGGGUAGAGCAACCCACCGGAUUUCUCGAGGAAUUCAUGAUAAGGGUCAUUCCUUAACAAGGAAGCUAAACUCAGAUGGGAGGGUAGAUACAAUGCAGACAUUACAUAAUAUGAAUGAAGACGAGCUGGCUGGCUUUGAUGAGGCAUGGAAGGGGAAUGCAAGACAGCACUUGCCUGGAUGGAAUCCAGGGCUUAACAUGCUUGAUAAUGGCAAUAUUAGUAAUGGGAACUGGAGCAGCAGGAGGCAAGACGAACGGUCAGCCAGGGGAUGGGCUCUUCCAUCAUCUGAACGACCCAAUGACUCAGGAAGGAUGAGGUCACAUCCCCAGACUGAUUCUUUCAGAGGGCGAGCCCAUUGAACAAAGAGUUGAGGUUCCUCUAGGCAUUGUCAGGGUCAGGGAUGGAUUAAUCGUUUGUUCAGGCAGUAGGGAUGAAAGUAAGGGCCUAUUGUCUUUCUUAUGUGAGUUUUAGAUGGGUCUCUUGCUGUCCUUGUCAGGGGUUAUAAACUGUAGGGCAUUGUAUUGGUAAUUGCGGUACUGGCCAUAACUCUUGCAUUUUUUUUUUUGGUGAGUACUCUUGCAUAUUCAGUUUGUGAAAUCAUUAAAUGACAUGGUGACCUAUAUGAGGUCUGCCUUUCUACUUA